CAUCAGUCAUCACACGGCACGGCUGCCCCAACCCUUACCCAACUGCCUAAUUGAAGUUGGAAACAAACAGCUCAUCCUCCCCCACCUCCUCAUUCAAAGCCUUUGAAAACUGGUUGAAUGAUUUAAUCCCCCAAGUCAAAUACUUUUAUUGGGAAAGUUGUCCUCUGUUUUUGAUCCAUCAGAAAGUGCCAGAACCCAGAUUACCCUUUUGAUGCUAAAACCCAGGAAUUAUGAAUUGAUAUCCAGGGAAGAUAACAAAGCUAGUGUCUUUCCUUUUUCACCUACCUCUUCGGCCCUACCGCCCUGAAUUUCCCCGCACAAGCCAGCUGGCUCUGAAUUGGGAGCAGAGGUAAAGAAAAGAAAGAUAGAGCAGCUUACAUAAUUACUUUCCCCCCUUGGUUUCGGUGCUGAAUCCUUCGUUGGCAGAAAGGGGAUUUCUUGUGCUUUUCACUCCCUCUCUCCCUCUCUCUGUAACAAGGACGAGAACGAGGACUCUCACAUGGGUUGGCAGCUAGUCAUCCCGUAUGGGCGCAAGUGAAAUAUGGAUUCUUGUCUCAAUAAGAAUGAUGGGUUCGGCAUAAAUUCUGCGUCGGUCGUUCCGGGGUUGGAUCCAUCUAUGAUUUCAAGUGCUGGGUCGCGUUCUGGUUUCUGAGAGCUCAACUUAGGUGGUUUUGGUAUAUAUAAAGGAUUCUAGGCAGAGUUUGAGAGAAUCGGUUGAUUGAUUCAUAGAGGCUAAAGUAUGGACAAGAAAGGGGAAAUCUCGUUAUAUAGAGCCAAGUUGGACAAGUCUUUGGCAUCUCCUGAACUCACAGAUCAUGAAGCUCUUAAAUCCCUCGUCAGGGAUCAAAUGCUACAGUCUAGAACCGAUGAGAGUGAAGCUUGCAGUGAGAAUCUGGUGGAGAAAAGAACUGCUGAUGUGUCCAACUUUCUUGACAUGUUAAGGAGUGCCUCAAGUAGUGGGAAAGAGCCAUCCAAAAUAAAUGAGCCACCAUCUGGUGAAUGGAAAGUUAAGGACAAUAACCAAGAGUACCGCGUUAUGUAUCGCCCAGGACUUCAGGGCACCCCCUUUCACACAUUGCUUGUGGAAGGCUAUGUUGAUGGUCCUGUCGAUGCAUGUUUAUGCAUCGGUUGGGAGUCCACUUUGUACAGGAAAUGGUGGCCGCAGGUGAUUAUGCCGCCUUUCAAGAUUGCAGUCUGCAAAUGCUUAAAAAGGAUUCGGAUAGGCGAACAGAUAUCUUUAGUGAGGGUGAAGGUUGCCUGGCCGCUGCAAGCUAGGGAGGUUGUAAUUCACUAUGUCUUAUUUGAGUACCCCAAGGAGGGGGUAAUUAUCGUUCUUAUGAAUACGGUCCCUGACUUGGAGGCCAUUGAUAUAAAUACCCAUGGUUAUACCAAGGAUGGAAUACCUGAAGCUCAAGAUGUGGUAAGAGCGGAAUUGGUUGGUGGCUUUGCUUUACAGAAGGUUACCCCAACAAGAAGUUACUUCCGGACUAUAGCUACUGUGGACCUGAAGAUUGACUUCGUUCCUCCAGCUCUCAUAAAUUUUAUCUCAAGACAGCUCAUUGGGAGUGGUUUCAAGCUUUAUCAGAAGGCAGUAACUGCAUUAUAUAAGGAUGAUGAAGAAUACAUCCGAGCUUUGGACGAUCCAUUCUAUGUUCGAAUGAGAGAUGCUAUCUAUGCAGCCAACAGCCAGCAUCAGAUCACGGAAGGAAAAGCAAACAUUGAUGAAGAUGAUGGAGAUGAGUGUUUGCCAGAUAGAGCACAUGAUGUAGCAAAAGAAGAAGUAAAUGAGAUUGAAGAAUACGGGAGUGAAGGAAGCGGCUACCUGUUAGAUGGAGAUGUAAUCAGAAGUGCAGAACAGAGAGUUGAAAGAAGUAAUCAAUCUGGUGAGAGCAUGGAAGAAGAUACCGAACCUACGGGGCAAUUGCCGAAUGUUGACAAAGGUAUAAUAGGUCAACCCUCUGCCUCAACCAUUAAAAUUGCAGGAAAGGGUUAUAUUGCUAUAAAACCUGAGGUAAAACAAGCUUUAGAAAUUUUAGAGAGGGCCAUCUCCAUGGUUCGGAAAUCUGAAUCUAAUGCUGUAGUGAGGCCAUCAUCUACUACUCCUGUAACUAAUGAAGAGACCUCCAAUCUGGAAAAGGGUGCAGAAGAAAAGGAUUCAAAUUCUACAAAAAAGGACGAUGGGUUGCCUCCAAAUGCUGAUGAUUCCAAGAACGGUUCAUCCUGUUCCUAUGCCAGGCAUUCGACAAGCUCUGUUACAAGGGAAUAUAACUAUAAGAAAGUAGCACCAGCAUCACCAGAACCAUUCGUCUCCAAUCCUAAGCAAGUUUCGAGUGAGACUGGGAAUAAUAUUGUAGAUGAAGCCAUAGUAAUGGACCAGAUUAGGGAUGAUGAGGAUAAUAAACUAGCCUCCAGGGACGUCGUAAAUGGCAUGAACGAAAAUGCUUUGCGGAAUAAAGAGGGAUUGAAGAAGAAGCAGAGACGGUUUGCUUUACCUGGUAGCCGCUUGCAGAGAGGGAAGCAGAAGCAGCAGCAUCGGUUGUGUUGCUUUGCUCCUAGUCCUGGGUCAGUAAAGUGAUUAAUCACCAAGACCUUGACAUGGAAGGAACUGAAUUAAGUAAUUGAGCUCUCUCUGUAUACAAGUUUUUCUUUUCUCUCUUUAUCUUUAGCCACGAUGGAGGAUUAUAGUUAUCAGCAGAGGUUAGGAUUUUUGAUUGUAUGUGUUUAUAUUAUUAUUUGUUUCCACGCAAGUUUGCUGUAUUAGCCUAGUAGUAAUAAGGAGGAGAAAAAGCAGUUCAAAAAAAAAGGAGGAGAAAAAGACAAGAAAACAUCGUCAACAAUCAACAAGUUUUUCUUCUCCCUUGUAUUUUAAUUAUAAUAUAUUAUUAUUAUUAUUAUUAUUAUUAUUAUUAUUAUUAUGUUAAUAGGAAUACUAUUUUGGUUUAUUUGGGAUUAUUAUUAUUAUUAUUUCUUGUUAAGGAAGAUAUUGUUUAACAAUUGGG
This is a messenger RNA of Linum tenue, 2999 nucleotides long. The record is from the annotation of a GenBank genome assembly. Lineage: Eukaryota; Viridiplantae; Streptophyta; Magnoliopsida; Malpighiales; Linaceae.